AGCAGUCGCCAGCCCUGCCUGCACAGUGAUCCCAGAGGCGCCCGCGCCUCGGUUGUACGGCGGGGUCCAUGCCAAGAUGGCCGCGCCCACAAGCAAUCUCCGCAGGGCUGCGCCAUCGAAGCCCCGGGACCCUCUGAAGCGGUGCCCGGGGUGGCCGCCAUAUCGGCCUCUGACUCCAUCAAGGACCUGACAAAGCCAGAGGCGGUGGGCCGGAGGAGUGCGGACAAAGCCAGGCGUCCGAAGGAGAUGGCUACACCCGAGCCUGCGGACAGCGAUGCGGUGAGGGCGAAGGAAUGGGAGCAGCUGGAACCUGUUCAGAGAAACUUGUACAAGGAUACGAAGCUAGAGAAUUGCAGCAAUCCAGCCUCAAUGGGAGAUCAAGAUCCUAAACAAGACGUAGUCUCCAAACUGGAGGGAGAAGAAGAGCCAGCAUCGGGAAAGGUGAAAAAGACCAGCCCAAGUAGUCUGAACAAACUAGCAAGGCCCAAGAAAACAGGAGCCAGUGCAAAAGUCCAACAAGAUGAUGAGCAGAGAGAGGAAAAACAGAAGUCCCAAAGCAAACUCAGUAAGGAAGUGACAUUCAGGAAGAAAAGUUCAAACAGUAAGAAAAGCAGUGAGUAUGCUUUGUUGGAGAAAAAAGGUGUCCGUUCAAAACACAUUCCUUCUGAAAAAAGAUUGCAUAAAUCCAAUUCACAUGGGAAGAACUUGAAUCAGAAUUUAGACUUACCCGGUCAGAUUAAAAACUCUACGAAAAAGAAACCCGAUACAGCUAACGAACACAGGAAAUCACUCAGCCAUUCUGCAUCUGAUGUGAACAAAGAUGAAAUUUCAACUAGAAAGAAAUGUGACAAGUUAUCCAGCAAUAAGUUGUCUGAUAAAGGUGACAAAAACCAAGCCAGCAAGAAAUGUGAGAAAGUAUGCCAUCAUAGUGCAUCCCAUACCAAGGAAGACAAAAUUCAGACCGGAGAGAAACGGAAAUCACCCCGCCGUAGUCCGUCUAAGUCCGACAAAGCCCCAGGCUCUGGGAAACCUUAUGAAUGUAAUCAGUGUGGGAAGGUCCUCAGCCAUAAACAGGGACUCCUUGACCAUCAAAGAACUCACACCGGGGAGAAACCAUAUGAAUGUAACGAAUGUGGGAUAGCUUUCAGUCAGAAGUCCCACCUUGUUGUACACCAGAGAACUCACACUGGGGAAAAACCAUACGAGUGUGCACAGUGUGGCAAAGCACACGGUCAUAAACACGCCCUCACUGACCAUCUCAGAAUCCACACUGGAGAAAAGCCCUACAAAUGUAAUGAAUGUGGCAAAACCUUUAGACACAGCUCAAACCUUAUGCAACACAUAAGAUCUCACACAGGCGAGAAGCCGUAUGAGUGUAAGGAAUGUGGCAAAUCCUUUAGAUAUAACUCAUCUCUUACUGAGCAUGUGAGAACACACACAGGUGAAAUACCGUAUGAAUGUAACGAAUGUGGCAAAGCUUUCAAGUACGGCUCAUCCCUGACUAAACACAUUCGAAUCCAUACAGGGGAGAGGCCAUUUGAAUGUAGCGAAUGUGGGAAAACUUUCAGCAAAAAGUCACACCUAGUUAUACAUCAAAGAACUCAUACAAAGGAGAAACCUUAUAAAUGUGACGAGUGUGGGAAAGCCUUUGGACAUAGCUCAUCUCUUACCUACCAUAUGAGAACUCACACAGGGGAUUGCCCCUUUGAAUGUAAUCAGUGUGGUAAGGCCUUUAAGCAAAUUGAAGGCCUUACCCAACACCAGAGAGUUCAUACAGGGGAGAAACCCUAUGAGUGUGUUGAAUGUGGGAAAGCCUUUAGUCAGAAGGCACACCUUAUUGUGCAUCAGAGAACUCAUACAGGGGAGAAACCCUUUGAAUGUUAUGAGUGUGGGAAAGCCUUCAAUGCAAAAUCACAACUUGUUAUUCAUCAGAGGUUGCACACUGGAGAGAAACCCUAUGAAUGUACUGAAUGUGGUAAAGCCUUCAAACAAAAUGCUUCUCUUACCAAACAUAUGAAAAUUCACUCAGAGGAACACUCUCCGGAGGAAGAUUAAUGUGGGAAACCUGAUAGCUGACUGGUUCGGUAUUGUUUAACCUUAAAGAUGUUCUCAAUUUGAUGAUAUUAGAAAAUCCCUUUUUAAAAAAAAAUCAUUCCUUGUGAUACUUGAGAGAAUUUGAAUAUGGCUCUUUACAUAAGAUGGUAAUAAAAUUUAAACUUGAUCCUAAACCUUUACUGAAAAAUACUGUAUUUUUACACUUGUUAUAGUCUCCAUAUUUAGAUGAAAAUACGAAUCUUCUAAAAUAGUCAAGGAGAUAAGAGAUAUCAUAAUCAGUAAAAUGCUGGUUAAGCAAGUAUAAAGAUCUGAAUUCCUUCGCUAGGACCCAUGUAAAAAGCUAGAUAACAUGGCAUGUUUUUGCAAUCUUACAAUUGGGAAAGUUGAGACAGGAGAGUCCCUGAGAACACCUGGCUAACCAGACUCACUUAAUUUGCAAGUCCUAGGUGACAAGGAAAAAAAAAGCUUUUAAAAACAGGGUACAGGGCUCCUGAGAAACUAUUCAAGGUUGACACAUGUAUACACACACAUGCACGCGCAUAUACAUUUGUAUAAUGCUAAUGCUAAUUAGAGCAACAAACAGUAAAAUAUGACAAUUCACGAACUUCUUAUGUGUGUGCUUAGGUAAUCUGCACAGUUAGUAUUUAAUUUGCAUUUAUGCUUACUGCAUACUUACUCCCUUGUGUAAAAUACAGGUGAGGGUCAGGGUCUCCUCUGGUAUCAUCUAGCUUUCUUUGUUAACGUCUCUGUUAGCUUCUGAGUUAGUAGAAAACUUUGGGGAGUUAUUUUGUUUUGUUUUGCUUUGUUUUGUUUGAGACAGUAUCUCACCAUGUAGUACUGGAUAGCCUGGAACUUGUGUAGAUCAGGCUGGCCUUGAACUUGUUAAAUAGACCAGGCUGGCCUUGAACUUAAAGAGAUGUGCCUGUGUCUGCCUCCCAAGUGCUAGAAUUAAAGGCUUCAAUAGAAAACUUUAAGGUGUUUUGUCUAGAUACUGUUAAUAAGAGGGUAAUAAAAAGUGGAAAACAGCUGAAAAUGUGUUGGUAGUAAGUGAUACUUGUUACAUUGUUAAGGACAGAAAAUAGAUUGUUGAAUAAUGUAUAUAGUAUGUUCUCAUUGUGGACAGAGUGUGUAUGUGUUUCUCUGCCUUUUUAUGCCUUUGUGUACAUAUAUAUGUACUUAUACUCAUAUAUUUGUAUAUAAAUAGACAUGGUUUUUUUAACCUAGAAGAAAAUUAAUAGUAGCUACCACUAAACACAGGAGUGCAGCAUUGAGGUCUGACAUGUUUAUCAUGUACAUGUGUCUAAUUCAAAUAUAUAUUAUAUUAAAAUACUUUCAUAUGCACAAAUUAACACAGUUUAAAAAUAUAGCUGAGUAUAUUCCACAGUGUUAUUUGACAAAGUGACAUAAGAUUUCUAUGCUCAUUUAUGAACAAUGAAUUUGAAGCAUAUGGCAUUAAACCUAUAGAACACAGAUUUCUGUUAAUGUGACUCAUAACUGUAACAGUGCUUUAUUUCUCUUGUUCACUAAUAAAAACUAAAAAUGAAUGAA
Apodemus sylvaticus (European woodmouse) is the source of this 3603-nucleotide messenger RNA. RefSeq names its product ZFP37 zinc finger protein (gene Zfp37). Gene Ontology annotation, biological process: regulation of transcription by RNA polymerase II. The transcript is spliced from 4 exons. NCBI's taxonomy places the organism in Eukaryota, Metazoa, Chordata, Mammalia, Rodentia, Muridae. The record is from RefSeq and is a predicted model, not a curated record. Gene Ontology annotation, molecular function: RNA polymerase II cis-regulatory region sequence-specific DNA binding; DNA-binding transcription factor activity. Bases 247 to 2055 code for a protein of 602 amino acids.